Messenger RNA from Dreissena polymorpha, 8232 nucleotides. RefSeq lists its product as uncharacterized. Gene Ontology annotation, cellular component: cytoplasm. Gene Ontology annotation, biological process: developmental pigmentation. The record is from RefSeq and is a predicted model, not a curated record. Gene Ontology annotation, molecular function: protein binding. The coding region runs from base 141 to 5564 and encodes 1807 amino acids. The transcript has 28 exons. Lineage: Eukaryota; Metazoa; Mollusca; Bivalvia; Myida; Dreissenidae.
AUUAACUGAAAUCACAUGAUCAAAACAUGGCGGACCAGAUUGAAAAUAGGAAAGUGAGGAAACUUAUAUCAGUAAUGACGGUUAAAGUGUUAUUUGCCAUUAACAAUACGUUGAAUUAGUGCAGCAGAAAAAACUCCAAGAUGGAUGAACUUGAAGCCAGCCCAGAACCAUACAUGCUUGUGGACCACAUAUCAAUGGAGGAGUUUCAAACUCCACUUACCAGGUCAACGAGACUAAAGUUUAACUGUGUGGCAGUAUCAACUAAGCUUGUGGCCUGUGGAUCCAAUACUGGAGGCAUCUAUGUGUUUUCACGACAAGAAAAGAAACUGCUACAGAUUGCAUUUGCAGAUAAGGAAACAAACAGUGUGGCCAUUGUGAAGAUCAGUCCUCAUGAGAAAUACAUCGCCUUUACCUGUGGUGGCAGUGUGCACGUCCUUGACCUGAAGCUUGAUUCAAGGUCAAAGGCAGAAACCUUGAGGUCAUCCUCUGACCUUGGGGUUGCUGUGGCUACUUAUCUGAGCUGGGAUGAUGGAAGUGGCAAAUUGUACAUCGGAGAUGACCUUGGCAGAGUUCAUCUCAUGAUGGUGUAUGCAAAUAAGGCCAUGAACUUGUUUGCCAUGCCUCUAGAAGUCAUCAUGAAACUGGAUUCCACAGUGAUUCAGAUUGAUGGGGUGGCAGAUAAGAUUGUUGUCUCCACUGUCACACGAUGCUACCUGUGUGACACAAAACUACAUACAUAUACACAGAUUGGCAAGAAAUUAAGGGAUGGCAAUUUUGGGGCCUGUUUUCUCCAAGUUGGAAUGUCUUUGCCCAUGAUCUACAGUGCCCGACCUGGCUCCAGGAUCUGGGAGGUGGACAUUGAGGGUAACGUGCUUAACACCCAUCAGUUCAAACAGCUCCUUGCUGCACCACCUGUGAAGAUUCUAAAACCAGAACUGUCUCUUCCUGAAGAUAACAGUGUAUCUACCACCCAGUCAGUCAGUUUUACCAGGCUUCAGGUGCUCAAUCCCAACUUCAUUCUCACAUGGACAAUGUCCAGCCUGUAUGUCCUUGACCCUGUGAAUGUUAAGGUUGUUCUCUGGUGCAAGGAUUUGUCAGGUAUCCUGGACAUCUGCUGUGUGCGUCAAGAACUUUACAUAUUUUUAGACAGCAUGGAGAUCCAUUGUUUGUCAUUUCUUCCAGUAACAGGUGUACUGCCUCUUUAUUUAAAGGCUAGCAAUCCACUGGCAGCUGCACAGCUUUGUUUGAAGCAUCGAUCAAUCUUUUCACACAAAAAAGUCCAGAAACGAUUUUGUUCUGCAGAUCUUAUGAGAAUUUAUAAUAAACUGCUGGAAAAUAGCCUUGUUGAAAUGGCAGAGGAAAUUCAUGAGCUGAUGCGAGAAGUUAAUGAAAAGAUUGCAGUAGAGCUUGAUUCGGAAAGUUCCGAAGCAAUUGUGAAAACUAACAUGUCUGGCAAUGUAAUGAGCGCAAAACAACUGAGUUAUAAAAGUAGCUCAGAAAAUGAUUCAUUGAGUGUGAAAUCAGGUGAUUUGGAGGAAGUAGAGGCUAAAGUGACUACUGAAAAAGACCAGAAUAUAGAUAGAGCUUCAGAAGAGACUGAUAACUAUGCAAAUGGUUUAAUGAAAAGUCAAGUUUAUGCAAGUACUGAAAAUGACAGUGGCAUGGGUAAAUAUGAGGACCAAAUUGAUGGGACUACAACAGUGCCACAAGGGUUGUUGAAUCCAAAAAAAGAUGUUAUAGAAAAUCAGUCAAAUGAAAGGAGCAAUACAAGUAUUAACAAAGCCAAAACUGAUAUUCAAGUGAAUGUCAGCAACGGCAAACUUUAUCAAGAUGAUGACGUUGAAAAUAUUGAAAAUGUGGUAAGGCAUACAUUUUCCAACAGAGAAAAUAUAAUACCAAGUUACAGUGAACAUUGGCAAAAAAGCAAUACAAAUGAUUUUGUUUAUGAUGUGGACAAUUCUAUUGAAUUUUCUCCUUCUAAUACUGAGAAAAACCUUCAGAGGGUUAUAAAUGAUGUAAUACUUGUUUCUCAAAAAGAUAUUGAAGAAACCGAAGAACAAAAGCAGGACACAACAAACCGAGAAUUAAACCAUAUUUUCAGUACAAAAUUGGAGACUGCUGUACCAGAACUUUUGUUAGAAGAACAUUGGUCAAUGCAUGCUCAGUCCACAGCAGAUUUAUCAAAUAAGUCAGAAAUGGCUUCUAAAGAGCAUGAUAACAUUGGUUUCUUGCCUAAGAAGCACAUGAUUGGAAGAAGGUCAUCCCUAACCAGCCUAUCGAGCAUGUCCAGUGCAGAUGUGACCUUUGACAUGCCUCAUGAUUUUGAAGAUAGCACAGGGACAGAGCUAAUCGCCAUUCCAGUGAUCAGAAAGAAGAUCAAGAAGAAAAAGAAGAGGUCUUCAUCUGGCAACAUGGCAAGGGAUUUAAAGGCAAAGACAAAAAGGUCACUGAGUCUUGGGCAAAUCCAGAUAAGUGAAAAAGAGUUUAGCAUCUCCCCCAGUGGCUCGUUUGCUGAGGUGAUGGAGGAGGAGGAUAGUAUUUCCUUGUAUUCUAAUGACUCUGUUUCCAUGGAUACCCCCACGAGGUCACCUGGUCAUACUAGAGAUGCCAAAGACACCCCAGAUAACCUAAGUGUGGAUUUUAAUGUGGACAGUGUAAGUGGUGGUUCUCCCUCUACUCAAAGUGCUGAUUUUACGCUAAGUGAAGAAUUUGGUAGAAGUGAAGAGUUCCAGUUGAGUGGAGAUGCACCUUUAGGGGAGAGUAUUGAAAGGGAGUCAACUCCUGCAACAUCCUUGGGAAAAGGCACUUUAAAACAGUUCAAAGACAAAGUGCAAUACAAAGUCACAACAAAAACGAAAACAUUGAUCAAAAACAUCAAAGACAAAAAUUUGCUCACCAAAGUCAAAGAUUUUGCUGGAAAUCUAUCCCAGGGAUCAGAGAACUUCCGUGCAUCAGUUGAUGGAGUUUUCAUGGAUUUUCCUCGUGUGAGUCCAGUUCAAGUACCAGUUGAACCUAGCGGCAAUGGAACUAGAGACAGUAAUUCUGAAAGCAGUUUGAAGACAGGGGAGGACAAUUCAAAAGGAGGACGUUUGACUAUUCUUAAACAUAUAGUUGAUAUUAGCCUACUAAAAUCCAAAACUGCUCAAGUAAACAGAACAUUAGAAGAUAUUGAAACAUUAACAAACCCUGAAUUAAUGAAGAAAGAACUGCUGUCUUGGGUUAAUGUUUUAAAUGCAACAUUUUGUGAAAUGCAUUUGAAGAAAUAUGGUAGUUUAAAUUAUUCAAAAGGAUUCAGAAAUGAAGUGUCAAUAGAAAAAUUGGGGGGUUCAAACAUCUCUCAAAGUGAAUAUAAAAAAGAUGUUGAUGCUAUUGAAAGUAAUUGUGAUAAUUCAGUUAAUGAUUUGAAAAAGGACGAAAAAGUGGCAUCUGUUGAACAAAACCAAAAAAUUUAUGAAACAAAUCAUAUUGUUUCAAGAGAAACUAGUUCAAAUAUUCUUAAAAUAAUAAAAAACGAGGAAUUUGCUUAUGUGAAAGAUCCUCUAACUCUCCCACACGUUUUACUCAAAGAGGUUAGUGAACUUGCUCAGGCUUGUUUUGAUCUAGGUUGCCAUGGAGAUAUUUUGGAGUAUCAGAAUAUUGAAAAGUAUGAAGAAGCAUUGUUACAGUACAGUUGUGAAGAAUGUAAUAGCAACUGUGAUUCCAGUAUGAGUGAGAGACAUAUAAACAAGUCUCAUGAUAGUGUUGAUUUGGCAGAAUCUACUAGAAGUCAUUUGGUAGAUAACAAUAAACAAACUUCUGUGAAUGAAAGUGUAUGUUUUCUUGUAAAAUCAGAGAGUAUGGAACAACAGAGUGUAGAAACAUGUGUGAAAGAAAACACAGUUUCCGAAGUUCAAAUCAAAUUUGUUGAUGAAAUAUGUGACUUACAAAGUAGCUGUCUUACAUCUGAACAUCUUCAGUUUAAUGAAAAAUCAGAUGUGAUGGAAUCUUAUACUGCAUUAGCUAAAGAAUCGGAUAAUUCUGUUGAAGAAACAAGUAAGAAAUUAAAUGGGAUUGAAAACGUAACACUCUUGGGUAAUAAUAUGCAAUCCAUGGGCAAUGCUUUAGAAAAGAAGAAAACCAAAGAUGAGGAAAAGGCCUUCAUUGUGGUGGAUAGGGAAUCAGAGAACAAAGCUGAUUUAGCAUCAGCCUUCUUUGUGCGAUGUUACUUUCCGUACCUCAGUUGCCAUAGAGUGAGAUCGGAGGUUCUAAGUGGCAAUGUUGCCUUUCACACCUGGUCUGCUCUGGUCACAUGCAUGGAAGUGCUCUCCCAGUACGACAGUGAGAAGUAUGGGAUUGAGCAACGUUCUAUCAUUGGCCAUCUACUGGAGACACAGGCACACAAAGAUGGCGGUGCUCUGUUGCUUGGACACCUUUCAAGGCUGUUCCAGAAGCAAAGCACAUCUGCUGUUGAUCUGUGUGUGAGAUGUCACCCUCACGUGCUACCACUGGACGUCCUGUACAUGUGCAGGAAGUAUGAUGUUGCCAUGGAAACCAUCUUCAAACAGUACAUGAAUUGGAUGUGCCAGGAAGCUACCUCCAGCAUCAAAAGCCUGGUGCUGGCUGGAUUAGGAAGGCAUCCACAGGUGCUGAUUGCAUGGCUGGAAAUCUUGCUAGCAGACAGCGUGCAAGGGACCAGAGACAGCGACGGUAAGCCUGUCCCUAUGGGCAACAAAGUUAUAUGGAGAAAUGAAGAUCUAUUGGGAAAAGUCACAAAGACUAUUUCUGGAAAAGAUUUGACUGCACACGUUAUUGAAAUAUUCAGGAAGUGUGGGUAUUGGACAGGUGUGUUGAGACUUCUUAAGUCCACCAAUCAGAAGCAGGAGCAUUUCAAGUUGAUUGUACAGCUAAGAGAUAUUCAGUUGCUUCAAGCACACAUGGAUCAAGGUUGUGUACCAGAUUCAUUGGCAGAAUGGAAAGAGCUUUUAGAAAUAUACAAGUCUUUAGAAGUGAAGACAAAUCGGGACCAGUCAAAACUGGAAGUUCAAUCUGAUUUGAUGACAUUUGAAAAACUGGCAUUUCUAUUGGUCCGAUAUUUGGGACCUGAUGUUGCCGUUUUACUUCUUGAUGAAAUUGGGGUACAAGAGGGGGAACUUACCAAUUUAUUUUACAGAAGUUGCCUGUUAUCAGGAACAGUACAGAGGCAUCAUAGACUGAUCCUGCACUCAAUGCUGGAGAAGGUGGACAGCUACCUCUGGUCGCAGCGACCCACCGCUCUUCUACCACAGGUUCACUACCUGGCUAUGCAAGAAAAAGACCAGAGGACGUCUAUGUCUGGAAGCAAGGAAGCGGACCUUGUGAGUGUGCUGAGCAGUCAGCUGAGGAAUCAUUCCCCACCCAUCUCCUCAAUAGAGGACCCUGAGAUCCACUGGGGAUUGGAAACCAGAACAACGCUACUGUGCCCCUGUUGUAACAUCAGUUUGAAGGAACCAGUCUCCCAAGACGAGCCGGGACUUUUGAUAUUUAAAUGCGGUCAUGGGUUCCACAAGCACUGUUUGCCUGGGAGAAGAUGCCUUGUUUGUCAGUGAAGGAUAUUACAAAACACUCCAUAGAAAUACAUUAACCAGACACUGUUCUUUAUGCAUCAAUUUCUUUUAAAUCAGUUGUUACUUAAUAGCUGUAUUUGAUGGUAAGAGCAAGGGACUGACCUCCAAAAAUCAGGACUUAUUGUUUGGAGGAAAUAUCAUGAAAAUACAUGAUAAUGUAAAACAUUUACUAGAGAUUGCCUGAAGUAGAUUUACAAGCUGGAAGCGAUGAGUAAUAUAAACUCUGUUCAGGUCAGUAUAUCAAGGCUGUAUGAGCACUGCACCUAGUUAUUUGCGAAAUAAUAAUUUGUUCAGCCCACUUAUACAUAUACUUCAACACCGUUAUUUCGAACACCGAUAAUCCGAAGUCACCGUUAUUUCGAAGUAUUUUUCGGGUCCCGAUUGUGGUUCUUCUUUGUUCAAUGUAAAAUUUCAUUGUUAAUCCGAACUUCGUUAAACCGAAGAAAUCGUAAAUUCGAAGUGAUUUUGUCGGUCCCAACACUAUAAUUCGCACCUUAUUAUCAAUCUUUAAUCCGAAGUCAAAACUGCAAAACACUGAGCGUAAUUUCACACUUAUGUCGUCUGCGCGUUGUGCGUCAAAGCCGAUAAUAACACCUUUGUCGCCUGCGCGUAGCAUGUUAAUUUUAUAAUGUCGUCAAAAGCCGACGAUGAGGCCGACAACACAUGAAUGAACAUGAUAUCUAAUCAACGUGUGACCACAUGCAUCAACGACGUAAGGCAGUUCUGCGAGAAAAACACGGGCGGAAGCCAGUUCUUCAAUUUCCUUGACAAAUUGGAGAAAUAUGUUACACGCGUCCAGUUUAGUGCUGCUUACGCAGGUGUUCAAAAAGACAUUUCGUCUUAUUUAAAAAAAAAAAAAUUUCAUUUCCGAAAAUGUAUUCAUAUGUAUUUACAUUUUACAUGUAUGAUGCGCUAUGCAUUAUAUUUUAUAUGUUCUGUAAUUAGAGAAAAAUAAAAAGAAGAAAAAGAAUCGUUUUAUUCCUCCGUUUGUUACAAGUAGAAAUCUAUUGCUAUCUGACUAGUUUACGUUUUUUAGUAAAACAAUUAUUAAAGGUACAGUGUGACCGAACCAUGCGAAUUCCACAAUGUUGUAUUUUUUCAGGAUCAAAGAAGUCGUCUGUCAAAUGUUUAUUUCGAAUAAUCGUUAAUCUGAAGUUUUUUUAACGGUCCCGACGACUUCGAAAUAACGGUGUUGAAGUGUAGCUCAAUCCCUUACUAUGAAACUCUUUGUUUAUUGGACAUAUUGGCAGUCAGCAGUUAAGUGGUAUUUGAUUGGCUGAUCAGUAGGCAAUGGUCUCCACAUUAACUAUUAUUUGUAGAUAUCAGUUGUUGCCAUGUGAUGUUUUUAUGCCCCUGGCAGGGUGGCAUAUAGCAGUUGCACUGUCCGUCCAUCCAUUCGUUUUCCGAAGGUUUUUUAUGCAAGGCUUUAAGGUAAGAAGCUGAAUUUUGAUAUGUGAGUUUGCCUAUGAGACCAACAGAUGAAGUGGGAAAUUCGUUUCAUUCAAUUAAGAGGUUUUUUUCAGGUUUUGAUAGAUCUAAAUUUUUGCCAAGGGAAGAAGUAAGCUUUAAAGGGAGAUAAUUUAUAUUUUUCAUUUGGCAGGUACAGUGUCUAUUUUCAACAACUGAAGUAAUAGUUUUUAAAGAGAUAUAAUCCAAGGGAGUCUUCUAUUUAUAUACAAGAGGGCCUGAAAAGCCCAAAGUCGCUCACCUGAGAUAACAAGAUAUUAUUGGGACAAAUCUUCUGACCAAGUUUCACGAAGAUUGGAAAAUAAAUGUGGCCUCUAGAGUGUUAACAAGGUUUUACUAUAGCCAUAUAAGGAAAAAUGCCCCACCCCCUGGCAGCCAUGUUUUUCAACAAACCGGCAUCAUUUUUUAACUCAUCCAAGAUAUUAUCGGGAUGAAUCUUCUGACCGAGUUUCAUGAAGAUCGAACAGUAAAUGUGGCCUCUAGAGUGUUAACAAGAUUUUACUAUAGCCAUAUAAGGAAAAUUGCCCCGCCCCUUGGAAGCCAUGUUUUUCAAGCAAACAUAAUUAUUUUCAAACUCAUCCAAGAUAUCAUUGAGACUAAUCUUCUGACCAAAUUUCAUGAAGAUUAGACAAUAAAUGUGGCCUCUAGAGUGUUAACAAGGUUUUACUAUAGCCAUAUAUAGCCAUAUAAGGAAAAAUGCCCCGCCCCUGGUGACCAUGUUUUUAAAGCAACCAAACCAUUUUCGAACUCAUCCAAGAUAUCAGUGGGACAAAUCUUCUGACCAAGUUAAAUGAUGAUCGGAAAAUAAAUGUGACCUCUAGAGUGUUAACAAGGUUUUACUAUAGCCAUAUAAGGAAAAUAGCCCUGCCCCUGUGGUGGCCAUGUUUUUCAACCAACCGGCAUCAUUUUUAAACUCGUCCAAGAUAUUAUUGGGAUGAAUCUUCUGAACGAGUUUCAUGAAGAUCAGACUAUAAAUGUGGCCUCUAGAGUGUUAACAAGAUUUUACUAUAGCCUUCUAUAGCCAUAUAAGGAAAAAUGCCCCGCCCCUUGGCGGCCAUGUUAUUCAAGCAAACGUAACCAUUUUCAAAGUCAUCCAAGAUAUCAUUAAGACAAAUCUUCUGACCAUAUUUCAUCAAGAUUGGACAAUCAAUGUGGCCUCUAGAGUGUUAACAAGGUUUUACUA